AUGGAUCCGCAUAACCCUCAGGGUAAUGGAAAUAUCAACAUGGGAAUACAAGGCCAGCAAAUGGGGUCUCAGGCUCUAGGACAAACUCAAUACAAUCAACAGAUGUUGUUAGCACAACAGCAGUAUAUGAGUAGCUUCAACCCGUUCUACGGGAACAAUCAGCACAAUCACCAGCAAAGACUUCUGGAAGAGCAGCAACGUCAAAUUGAGCUUGCUCGUCAGCAACAACAGCGGCAACAGCAAGAAGAAUUAGCACGACAGCAGCGAAUAAAGGAGGCUGAAGAACAACAACGUCAGAGGGAGCUUUUGGCACAGCGAGAGAAGGAACAAAAGGAGCUGUUGAAGCAGCAAGAGGAAGCAGCGCGAAUAGCUGAAGAGAAACGACGAAAGGAAGAAGCUGGGAGGAGGAAAUUGGAAGAGUUGAGGAAGAUCCGUGAAGAACAGUUGAGGAAACAACAAGAGGCUCUGCAGGCACAACAUGAUAUGAGAGAUCGGGUAAACCAGGUGCAGGCCGGCCAAGCCCUGACUCUUGUGGCAACACACUUCAACACGUCAUAUACACGUGAUCCGGCUUUGGUACAAAUGGUGUCACAUGCCUUAUCAAAUGUUGAUGUCAGUGACACGCGUACGCGUAUGGACAUCCACGAUGGGAUUCCUGAGUCCAAUGAUCUUCCGCGCGACUUGAUGCCUCAUUUCAUUAACGCUAUUAUGGAUGUGAACUGCAACGCACUGGAUGUGGAACCAGAACAUAACAUGGAAGCUCCCGAACACUUACUUAAUGAUAUGGAGCUGGAUCCCGCGGCAAGUUUUAGAACACUGAAUGCAACAACAGUUGUUUCCACACCAUCCACUACAGAAAUGCAGCAAAACCAAACCGAAGCUCAGGAUAAGCCAUCAACAUCCACUGCAAAUGGUGAAACGUCAUUCGUCGCACCUGUUCUUGAAGGUCGAGACAAUACACAACUUCGUCGUCAAAUGGCCAGUGUGGGAAAACAGCCGAAGGCAAGUCAACAGCGUAAAAAGAGGGAUCAGGUGGAAAGCCUAUAUGACUCAUUAACUGAUUAUUUUGAUCCAUCCGAUGGAAGGCGGCAACGGAAGCGAACAAAAACGUUGGAAGAGGAACAGGCCGAUCAGCGCGAUCUUGAACUGAUUGCUGCUAUGGAGGCUCAAAGCGCAGCGACUGUUCCCAAUGAUGUCACUAUGGACCAUAACGACGAACAGAAACGUGGAGACGGAAGUGACGAAGAUCAUAAAUUCUAUGAGAAGAGAGAUCGACGAAGGAAAAGAAAAGAGGACGUCUCGGAUCGGCCACCGACUCCUACCGAUAUCAUUCAAAAACGUGACCAAGAGUGGUCUGAGCGACAGCGUAAGCGAUUGGAAAAGUUCAGACGACGGAAAGGCAACGAAAGUGAUCACGAAUGCUGGAAUAAUGACGUUAUGGCCGAGUAUGAUUCAAAAGCUCGGUUGAAUAUUAUUAUCGACCAAAUCUUCGACCAGGUUGAAGACCUAGAUAUAAUGAAUAUAACUCAAGAUGGUAAAGACGAUGAGAGUGAGGAUGAUGAAGGAGUUAGUCCGGAGCUUUUGAUCGACCGUUCAGUGUUGGAUGACUUACGUAAUGAGGUGCAGAAGCUACUGACAUGGAAGAAGCUUACAAGUAUUUCUUCAGAUCGUCUUAUAAAAUUAAUUACCAUAUUGGAGAGAAAUAUGCGCUAUGUUGUGAGUUCCGACGGUACUCGUUUGCUGCUACCAAUAAGUAGUGAAGACGAUGGUGAGGAGUAUAAGCUGACGCGAGAACUUCUUGAUGAUCGUUUGAUUCGAGGGGCAGACUCUGCUUGUACGGCAUUAAUGAUCAUGACAUGUCACAAAAUGCCCAAACAGGUGUACAUAGAAGAUGCGAUAGAGCGGUCUAUUAAUUUGUGUCGGCAUUACCUGAAGAAUGUAAUAUAUCCGGCAUCGGACCCGUUGUAUGGACCAGGACGAAAGCAAAAAACUGAUGAGAAGCGGCGGAAGAAAAUCGAACAAGUCCAUCGAUCUCCCACUGUACAACUACUUUAUUCCAGGAUGACCGAGCUUGUUCAUAGUUUCUCGUACCUGGUGCGCCAAACAGAUUUAGCUGAAAUCUGUGUGCACCAUCUAGCAUCAAUUGCGAUCCAGGCGUUCUUCGUGAAUAAUGUCGGCGAACUGCAACAAAGCGCAUGUAAUCUGGCAGCAAACAUCUUUACUAGUGCAAAGGAACCCGUUCGGAUUGGGAUGUUGAACGAUAUCCUGAAUUCUCUCCAUCGCUCACCCGCUGGUAGAAAUGCCAACAACGGAUACCGAUUCGGUCCAGAACAAUGGAUAAGCAAUACUACAGUGCUUGUUUUGCAAUUACUGCAAAGUGUAGUUAGAGUGCCGGAAAGAAUUCAUAACAAGGGCGACAAACGCGAAGAUCCUGAUUCAGAGCCUGAUUGGCAACCAGAUUCCAUCGUACCUUCUUCUUAUAAGGAAGUUCAAAGUCUGGCACAAGUUUUUGCUUCUGGUUUCCUAAGCAGGUGCUCUUCAAAAGGAAAUAGAAAUGAGUCUGAAGAAGAUUACCGAGCAUUGUUUGAUUGCUUUUUACAAGAUAUGCUUACCGCAUUCAACAAACCCGAGUUUCCAGCUGCAGAAAUGUUCCUUCAGGUUGUUGGCAAUCUGCUAGUGAAAAAUUGUCGGAACAAAAGCGCUGAUAUUGCAAUCCGAACGGUUAGCCUUGAAUAUCUUGGCCUGAUUACAUCCCGAUUGCGGAGUAGUAUGAUUUGGUCGGUAGAAGAUUCCAAAGAGCGUAUGGACCUUGUCGUGAAAACCAUCAAAUACGAAGAAAAUGUACAAGAGGAUGGUACGUCGCUUUGGCCCAGCGUAGCGGAUGUCGAUAUAUCUGAUAUGACAUUCAGUGAAAAGCAAAUGGAACUAGAACGUGCUUUGAUCGAUUAUAUAAUUGCUAACAAAGACAUAACCGUAGAGUAUGCCGUAAGGUUUUACUGCUGCGUGUGGUACAAAGAAAUUCUAGAGGAUCUUCAAGAGCUUGAAGCGCGUUAUGCUGAAAGUAAAAGGGACAAUUUAUCUGAAAAGGAGCAUCGCAAGAAUGAGUCCCGCUUCUUAAAGAAAGUGAAGCGAGCUCAAACGCAAAAGAUCUUUCUAAUUGAUUUGUUGAAUAAAAAGAAGGACAGACAACGAAGAUACGAGAAGGCGAAACGGUUUGGCAACUCUAUGCUUGAGUCUGAUGUAGCGUGGUGUAUCAAGUAUCUUGCUGCUAAGAGAGAAUUUACUCACUCUUUCGAUUCGUUUUUAAAGCAGAUAGUAAAUUGCAUCACUAGUGAAACAACCGUGAGUUUGCGAACUAAGGCGAUGCGAUGUCUUACUCAAAUAAUUGAAAGCGACCAAUCAGUUCUACUGAUGCCAGAAUGCCUUACUGUUCAGCCAGAAGUUUCUUCCGCUGCUCAUAAUCGAAUGACUGAUUCUAAUGCAGCAGUUCGUGAAGCGACAGUAGAAAUGAUUGGUAAAUUUCUGGUAGCCAACUACGAUGCGAUACCAACAUAUUACCCACUUCUUGCUGAACGCUUGAUGGACACUGGCGUUGCCGUCCGAAAGCGGGUUAUACGAAUUAUGCGUGAAAUAUGCGAGAAAUACCCAAAUUUCGAGCAGAUCCCGAAUAUGUUGAGUCAAAUAGUGAGGCGAGUACAGGAUGAGGAUGGUGUGAAGAAGCUGGUGCUGGAAACGUUUCAGUCCCUCUGGUUUCAACCAGUUUCUGAGCGUAACACGCCGGCUCUUCUUAAAAAGGUGGUGGUGAUGACAAAAGUCGUUCAAAUUUGCGCGGAAGAGAUGAAACUUGAGACUUUGGAAGCACUUUUCCACUCACUUUUGAAGAAUGGUGACAAAAGUGCUCUUUCUGCGAGUCGGCAAAUUGUUGAUAUGUUCAUGGAUAACGUCCUCACACUUGAAAACAUAAUGGCAGCAGAAAAUGGGGUUUCCGUGAAUGCAUCAAAUGAAGAUUUAAAAGUUGCCGAAGUGCACAAAUCAAAUCAAGAACGACUCCUUGCUUGUCUCAACACACUUACACUGUUUAGUAAGGUUCGUCCAGAACUUUUGGUCAGACACGCUGAAACGCUCCAGCCGUAUCUUUCAAUUAGCGCUACGCAAAAGUCGGAAAUGUUGGUACUGAACGAAGUGAUUGGAAUGCUUGAGAGAGUUGUGCCAUUGAUGAGCCAUCCCAGUGAUGCUUUUCUUACCACUCAAGAUCAAACUCUCGCUAAUCUCGCAGCCAACGCAAGCGGAGUUGCUACUACAACUAUGACGAUCAGCUGCAUCUCUGCAAUUUGGCAUCGUUUUGGCCGACCACAAGUUCCGGCUAUUGCCACUGUUUUCAAGAAUUAUCUUGAGUUUCUGGUGAGAGUGAAAAACGCUCUGGACAAUAACAAAGGAAACCAUCAGUUAGAUGGGCCGAAGAUUCUUCGAAUACAAAGAUUCCUUUGUGGUGUCGGCGUUAUGGCGCGAUAUUUCGACUUUGAUUCAAUCAUCGAAGAUCCCGAAUUCGAGCGGAAAAUAUUUCCUGCGCACCUUAUUCGGCCGGAUUUGUCUUUUAGUACUGCGGAUGUAUCUGCAUAUCACAAUGAAGACAAACCGCGGCGGAUCCGUGACAAUGUAUAUGAUGUUCUUUUUUUCUUCUCACGCAGUACUGUGCCAAGCAUGCGUUUCAAGGCAUUUGCUGCUCUUGGUCACCUGUGCGCUAGAUAUCCUGAAUAUUUCACGUGUCGAGGUGUUAGAGAUAUGUACCAUUUCCUGCUCAGUUCUGAUGAUCCGAGCUACAUGGAGAUGCGCCUACAGGCUUUGCAAAACUUGGAAGAGUUUUUGAAGUCGGAGGAACUUAAACUUAUCAAAGGAGAUCAAGACUUCGGGAAAACCAAAGAGCAAGAAAAUAUAAAGGAAAUGGAUCAAGCUGGGUCUGGUCUUGGUUCCACAAUCAUUCAAAUAUACUGGCAAGCUGUCUUGCAAGGGUACUUUUCUAGCAAUAAUGCAAUCCGCUGCCAUUCGGCCCAGGUAGCGAGCCUUACAUACACUCAAGGCUUGGUAACUCCGGGCACAUCCAUAGCAACACUCAUUGCAAUGACAACUGAUCCACUGCCGAUUGUUCGGAAUCGAGUGGAGGCUAUGCUGAAAGAUAUUGAUGCGAAAUAUUCAGGAAUGAUCCAGAGUACUGCUGCUCAAGGGGUCCGUAAGGCGUAUCAACUGCAGGAGCGAAUACGUGGAGCUUGUGGUGAUAGCGAACGGGUUAUUCGUGGUAUUCGUGCAUUUGACUCCUCUACAUAUGCCACAUCAAAUGUUCGAAUUGAUCCGUCAACUGGUUUACCUCGACAUUCCAAUGAUGGCCAAGCCGUACUUAGUGGAUUGUACCAACGUCUGCGUGGGAAUCGACAACAACGAAGGUCUUUUCUCACGAGUGUUUUGAGGUUGUUCAGUGAGGAUUCACGAGAGAAACUGAGGCUGAACGAGUGGAUUUUUGUAGCUGACAACAUCGCCAUGUUCCCUUAUCAGGUGAUGGACGAGCCGUUAUAUGUGAUCCAUACUAUUGACUCUAUCGUUUCACUAUCGGGACAGUCGUUGUUGGUGCAGUGCAAGGCCCAUUUGCGUACUCGUCAGCCGUAUUACACAUCACAACAGCAGCCGCAGCAAGAAAGAAAUCAACUGCCUGAAGAUGACGAUCUUCUUUUUGAGCCUGAGCCUUUAUACAAUCGAUUUCCUGAAGAGAAAGGUCCGCUGUACGAUCUCAUGGAUAAUAGUCAGGCGUGCUUUUUAUUGCUCUACCUCAAAAAUUUUUUAAUGAAACUCUACGGAUUCACCGAAGCGAAAGUGCAGGAAUACUCCCCAUCAGAGGCGGCUAAAAUUUACGAAAAGGCGUUGUCAUCACGGAAGAACGUCCAAAUGUUUAACCCUCUCGCUGCGUUGGAUGGAGGCCGUCGACGUGACGGGCAGGGAGGUCUGGAGCACUUGGCAAAUGACCGCCAAAGUAUUCAGAGCCACUUCAACCUAGCGACAAAGAUUUGCAAUUUCCGUAAGAUGUUGCUUUCUCUCGAUCGCUUGGAUAAUGACGAUGACAGUGAGUAUGAAAGUGAAUUUGGUGCUGGUGCUAUCACAAAGGAUCAGCAAGAUGAAAACGAAGUUGAGUGCACCGUAACUAGCAAUGUAGCUGAUGUCGACUCGUAA
Molecule: messenger RNA, 6216 nt
Organism: Angiostrongylus costaricensis
Lineage: Eukaryota; Metazoa; Nematoda; Chromadorea; Rhabditida; Metastrongylidae
Source: the annotation of a GenBank genome assembly